This is a messenger RNA of Elaeis guineensis (African oil palm), 2285 nucleotides long. RefSeq names its product crossover junction endonuclease EME1. The record is from RefSeq and is a predicted model, not a curated record. Gene Ontology annotation, biological process: DNA repair. NCBI's taxonomy places the organism in Eukaryota, Viridiplantae, Streptophyta, Magnoliopsida, Arecales, Arecaceae. Gene Ontology annotation, cellular component: Holliday junction resolvase complex; nucleus. Gene Ontology annotation, molecular function: nuclease activity; DNA binding.
CUUCCCUCCUAUUUCCGACUCCCCUUGAAGUUCCAGAGCGUCGGAUUGGAUGGACCGCCACUGCCCGGCGCCCUUCGCCGUCGAGAUCCCAUCCGAUGACGAUGACCUCGACGACGACGCGGCCACCUUCUCUCCCUCACUUCCUCCUCUCAAGAAGAGGCUAGAAUUGGACCAUGGCAGCGACGCUGCUGGCCGUGGAGUCGGAGGAGGAGCGCCUCCGCCCCUUCUUGUGAUCGACGACGACCCCACCCCUCGGAAGCCCAGUCGGGACCCCACGCCCUCUUUCGUGGCCGAAACCCCUCUCCCGGCCGAUCACGCCUUCGACUCCGAUGCCUCCAUUGUCCGGUGUACCCUUGCUCGCUCCAAUACAGCAAGCGGUUCGUCCCGGAAAUUCUCCGGAAUUGCUGGCUUAAUAUGUUUGGAGUCAGACAAUGAGUCAGAAGGCAAUGCCCAUGAGGGAAGUCCAAAAACUUUAAGAACCAUGACUGCAGCUUGCGACGUGCCAGAGCACUCUGAGAUAAACUCUAACUUCCUUGUGGUGGAAAGUCCAGUAGCUACAGGCUCUGAAAAAGACCAUUCGAGAUUGUGUUCGACAAUAAAUGAAGCUGUUUCAGGCAGAAAUGAUACAAAUGAUGAACUUAUUUCUGGAAAUACUAACCGUGGUUCAUUUGAUGGUAUCAGAGGUGCCACUAACUUGAUACAGAUUCUUGGAGACAGCCCUCAACAUGGUCAUACCUUCGCAGAAGAUUUUACUGUACUGGCUGCAAGCUGUGAGGAGGAGCACAACUUGUUGGGGCAACUAGAUAGUACUGCAAAGUGGAAAGGAAAUCAUGCAGCAGUUGGUGCUGAUAAAGAUAAUAAGAAUGAACCAGCUGUGAGAAAGAAGCAACUGAAAGAAGAAAAAGCUCGUUUAGUUGAAGAACGAAAAAGAAAGAGGCAGCAAGAUAAAUUACAGAAAGAAGCUUUGAAAGCUGAAGCAGCAGAGAUGAGAAAAUUGGUGAAGGAAAAGCAGAAAUGGGAAAGGGGGAAAUAUGCACUAAAAUCUAUUGUAGCUGAGAUUGAUACUAAAGUUGUUGAAAAUGGGUUAGUUGGAGGACAUCUUCUCACCAGGUUGGCGGAAAAAGGCCUUUCUUUUCGUAUAACUUCUAAUCCAAUCGAAAGGUCAAUUAUGUGGAAAAUGAACAUGCCUGACCAAAUUGCUCAGCUCUCAUCAGCGCAAUUGGAAGUGCCUUACAUAAUAUUUGUAUAUCAAGCAGAGGAAUUUUGUGAUCUUGUAAUUAGUGAGUCCCUUAUCGAUCACGUCCACAGAGUACGAAGUCGCUAUCCAUCAUUCACAAUUUGUUACCUCACAAACAAAUUAAUGAGUUACAUCAAUAAGUGUGAACAAAGUCAGUACAAGAAUCCAUCAAAUGUUAGUUGUUGGAAACGUCCACCAGUUGAGGAGAUUCUGGCAAAAUUGACAACUCAUUAUACUAGAGUGCACUCAAGGCAAUGCAUAGAUGAAGCUGAACUAGCUGAACAUGUUGUCGGUUUGACAUCUGGCCUUGCCAAUUGCCAAUUUAGGAGGAAAUUGACAUGGCUUUCCGUAAAUGCAAAUGGGUCCAUCAUUCCUAAGGAUUUCAUCGACAAAAAUCUUGUUAAGAAAAAUAUCUGGUUGAAGGCACUAAUAUCCAUUCCUAAAGUGCAGCCCAGAUAUGCAAUUGCCAUUUGGAAAAAAUAUCCAACUAUGAGAUCUCUUUUGAAUGUAUACAUGGAUCCAAAUAAAUCGGUGCAUGAGAAAGAAUUUCUUCUUAAAGAUUUGAUGGUUGAAGGGCUUUUAGGCAAUGAAGACAGGAGGUUAGGUGAGAUCUGUUCUAAGAGAGUGUAUAGAAUACUUAUGGCACAAAGUGGAGGCAUCAAAACUGAAGAUGUUGAGGAAGGAGCUGAUUAUUUUGGCUGCUAACUGUCUAUGAAUGACAUACAAAACGAAUAGCUCUUGCCACCAUUAGAAUAUUUAGUCAUAGAUGUUCAUUCAUGUUGUUGCUUGGACAGAACGUUGUGGUAUGAGUUAUUUAAUUAAUUCAUAUUUCCAUUUUGAUCUGAAGAAACCCCCACAACUAUGAUUGGAUGUUUUAUACUGUCUGUUACUAGAAGAAUGUAUUUGUUGACUGAUAUUUGACUGUAAGAGAAUAUGGUGCACAGCAUCUUUACUGCACCAAAUUUUAUAUCAAAUAUAAUUGGGCUCAUAUCUGAUGGUGAGCUGCACGAUACAUGGCAAGUGACAAUUGUUCCUUUGCCAGGUCUUU